Tachysurus vachellii is the source of this 3747-nucleotide messenger RNA. It is a transcript of the gene ces2b, whose product is annotated as carboxylesterase 2b. The coding region runs from base 87 to 3332 and encodes 1081 amino acids. The record is from RefSeq and is a predicted model, not a curated record. The transcript is spliced from 25 exons. Lineage: Eukaryota; Metazoa; Chordata; Actinopteri; Siluriformes; Bagridae.
UCUCACUGUUAUGUAACAAGGUUGUUUUAAUGUGAGAUCUCAUUUAGACAAAGCGCUUGGAACUGAACUGAACUCUAGCUGCAACCAUGUGGACCUUCACUGUGCUUCUCUGGAGUUUAUUACAAGUUACUUUGAGCAUUUCAGCGACAGCAAACGACGCCCCAAUUGUACAGACUAAAUAUGGGGCUUUGAAAGGUGAGUAUGUGAGAGCUAAAGGGAAGGACACGGUUAUUCACAGCUACCUGGGUGUGCCGUUUGCUAAGCCACCUGUGGGACCUUUAAGACUCUCAGCCCCACAACCUGCAGAACAAUGGAACGGAGUGAGAGACGCAACAAAACAGCCAUACAUGUGCAUGCAAAACAGGGAGCUAACUGUGAAUUUAACAAAACAAUUUUGCCUGACCAUGGAAGUACCUGAAGUGUCAGAGGACUGCCUUUACCUCAACAUUUACACGCCCGCUAAACCAAGUGAAGAAGCCAAACUACCUGUCAUGGCUUGGAUCCAUGGUGGAGGCUUUGUAUGUGGCUCAGGUUCCAUGUUUGAUGGACAUGCACUGGCAGCCUAUCAGAAUGUUGUUGUAGUUCUAAUCCAGUACAGGCUUGGGUUACUUGGAUUUUUCAGCACAGGGGAUGAACAUGCACCAGGAAACUAUGGGCUUUUGGAUCAGGUGGCUGCUCUUCAGUGGGUUCAAGAGAACAUCCACAACUUUGGAGGUGAUCCUGGAUCAGUCACCAUCUUUGGAGAGUCUGCAGGAGGAGUCAGUGUGUCUUAUCAUAUAUUGUCGCCGUUGUCUGCUGGCCUGUUUCGCUAUGCCAUAGCAGAGAGUGGCACUGCUGCAAUGGAUGCUGUUUUCACUACCAAUCCUUUACCAAUUGCUCAGUUUGUGGCUAAUGCAUCUGGAUGUGACACUUCCAGCACAAAGCAGAUCGUUGAUUGUGUAAUGCGGUUGUCAGAGGAGGACCUUUUGACGAUUUCUAAAAGGGUUGAUAUAUUAUUUAAAGUGACACAGGAUGGACGAUUCUUUUCACAACCUGUGGAUGAACUUCUGCAGAAUAAAGAGUUCAGCAAAGUGCCAUUAAUUACAGGGAUAACUAAUGAUGAAGGAGGUUUUGGUCUCCCUAGUUUCUUUGCUCCUCCUGGAUGGACUGAAGGAAUGGACAGAGAGUAUGUUAUGUCAUUAAUGCCUUUAUUUUUUCCUGAUCCUAAUGAUCAAUGGCUUCAUGAAAUAGUUAUGAACGAGUACAUGGGAGCCACGAAUGAUCGGGUUCAAGUCCGAGAUGGUUUUAGAGAGAUGUGUGGAGACAUUUUGUUUAACAUUCCUGCUCGUAAUGUGGCAAAACACCACAAAGAUUCUGGAGCACCAGUUUACAUGUAUGAAUUCCAGCACACGUUCAAUGAACUUCAGAAAAAGAGGCCGAGUUUUGCAGGAAGUGACCAUGCGGAUGAGAUCUUCUUUGUUUUUGGUUUAUGUUUUUUAAAUGGUCACAUUAAGGUAGAUGGUCAGUUCACAGAGGAAGAGAAUAAACUCUGUAGAUCUAUGAUGGCCUACUGGGGAAACUUUGCUCGCACUGGGUCUCCAAACGGACCAGGCUUGACCCCAUGGCCCGAGUUUGGAGCUGAAGCUGAAUAUUUGGGCAUCGGCCUGGAACAGAAGCCGGGAAAGAACUUGAAGGAAAAGCACCACGCGUUUAUAACCCAGACUCUGCCACAGCUAAGAAAUGAGAAAAAAGAGGGCUCAGUUGUGCAGACGAAAUAUGGAGCUCUUAAAGGUGAACUUGUGACGGCUAAAGGGAAGGACACAGUUGUCUACAGCUACCUGGGUGUGCCAUUUGCAAAGCCACCAGUGGGACCUCUAAGAUUCACUGCUCCCCAACCUGCAGAAGAAUGGAAUGGAGUACGAGAUGCCACAAAACAGCCAUACAUGUGUAUACAAAACAGGGACACAACCGUUGAGCUCUUUGGCAAUUUGUCAAUCAGUGUGGAAAUACCUGAAGUGUCAGAAGACUGCCUGUACCUCAACAUUUACACUCCAGCAAAACCUAGUGAAAAAGCCAAACUACCCGUCAUGGUUUGGAUUCAUGGUGGAGGACUGAGCAUUGGUUCCGCAUCAAUCUGUGAUGGAUCAGUUCUGUCUGCCUACCAGAAUGUAGUCGUUGUGCUUAUUCAGUACAGGCUGGGCUUGUUUGGAUUCUUUAGCACAGGGGAUGAACAUGCACCAGGAAACUAUGGCCUUUUGGAUCAGGUGGCUGCUCUUCAGUGGGUUCAGGAGAACAUUCACAGCUUUGGAGGUGAUCCUGGAUCAGUCACCAUCUUUGGAGAGUCUGCAGGAGGAGCCAGUGUGUCUUUUUUGCUUCUCUCUCCAUUGUCUACUGGACUAUUUCACCGUGCAAUUGCAGAAAGUGGCACUGCAGUAAUGAAAGGCAUUGUGGGGAAUCCCUUACCAACAGCCCAGCUUGUGGCUAACAUCUCAGGUUGUGACACUGGUAGCACACAAAAAAUUGUCGAGUGCCUUAAGCAUUGGCCGACAGAGGACGUGAUAACACUUUCAAAAGAGAAGACAUUUUUGCAGUUUGUAGUGACAGAAGAUAAGAUAUUUCUUCCCAAGCCUGUGGAGGAGCUUCUUCAAAACCAGGAGUUCCAUAAAGUACCAAUUAUUACUGGUGUGACCAAUGAUGAGUUUGGUUGGGUGCUACCUAAUUUCCUUACACUGUCAGGAUGGACCGAUGGGAUGGAUAAAGAGCAAGUACUUUCAAUAAUGGCUUCUUUUAAUCCUGAUCCCCAUAGUCAGUGGAUUAAUGAACUGAUGCUAGAGGAGUACCUGGGUUCUUCUGCUGACCCAAUCAAAAUUCGGGAUGCUUACAAAGAGAUGAUGGGAGACAUAAUCUUUAACAUUCCAGCUCUGACAGUGGCUAAAGCACAUAAAGCUGCUGGUGCUCCAGUUUAUCUGUAUGAGUUCCAGCAUCCACCCAGCAUCAUGCAGGUUACCAGGCCCAGCUUUGUAGGAGCUGAUCAUGGAGAUGAACUUAUCUUCGUUUUUGGCAUGUGCUUUGGGAAUGCCCACAUGAAGGCAACUGCUUCAUUAAAUAAAGAAGAAAAUGAGCUGUGUAGGACAAUGAUGGCCUACUGGGGUAACUUUGCUCGUACUGGGACUCCAAAUGGACCAGGCCUGACACCAUGGCCUGAGUUUGGAGCUGAAGGGGAGUAUCUGGGCAUCGGCCUGCAGCAGAAGCCUGGCAAAAAUCUCAAGGCUAAGCGUUACAUUUUCAUGACUGAAAAGCUUCCAGAGCUGGUGGCUGCAGCUCAGGAGAAGAAUGAGCACGUUGAGUUGUAGCUGGUGAAGUAGUUUCUUUAUAUAGUCCAUCCCUCUACAGGGCAACUUUGAAGUAUCUAUCUAUAAAAUUAGUCUUCAGAAAUGUUUGAAAGGGAACCAGAACAGCUGCUCACACAAAUAACCCUCAAAGAACCAACUCUUAAAGUAAAUGAGGCAGAAACUUACAUUCAGAUUCUAUAAAUAUUACUACUUUAUUAAAAAGACAGCUGUAUAUUUAAAGUGCUAUUUGUCUGGAAUUGAGGUGCUCCAAAUGUAAGUAUGUACCAUUUUUUCCAGAGAGGGAAAAAAUUCAUUAGCUACAGAUCAAAGUUCUCACUCUCACUAUUAAGGUGUCGUGACAUGAACAUGGCAUCAUGCUUUGUAAAACUGAUAAAACUGUGAAUUAAAACAUUAAAAAGUGUUUAAAAAAGGUAAA